CCAUUCAAACUGCAUUUUCACCUGGCGUGUCAUCCCUGCUCAAAACGCGGGGGGUCGCCAAAUGUCCAGCCAACUCAAUUUUGGCCAAUUUUUCCGCUUAAUGUUCAACCCGCUGGUAGCCUACCUUCUCGUCUGUGAGCGCAAGUGGAGGGAUGCGAAAUGAGAUGACAGCCUACAAGUCCUGCUCUUACUUUCACAGAGCGUUUCAAAAUGGCUGCUGCGUUCUCGGUACAAGCACCUACCGUGGUCUCAGGAAUCCAGGAGAAUUCACAUUUACCGGGCUCUGACAGCUCAGAAGUGCGACAGGACGAGGAGUCUGCGGGUGAGAGACUCUGCAUGCGAGAUUUACCUGAUUUGGAACCAGGUGAAAUCAAGAGAAGGCUCGAAGAAACUCGCAGGGAGCUGAGCAACAGGAGGAAAAUCAUCAUUAAGCACCUGCCUCAGGAUAUUACCAGCCAGGAGGUCCGCAGCAUUUUGUGCAAGUAUGAGCUGAAGUACUGUUAUGUGGACAGGAACAAAGGAACAGCCUUUGUGACCCUGCUGAAUGGAGACCAGGCCCAGGAUGCAAUGCGGUCCCUCCAUCAGACCCCCGUCCGCGGCAGGGAGAUAACGGUGCAGCUGCAGUCCGCCGACGCGCUGCUCUGCGUCACCAACCUGCCCCACACCCUCACCGCUGCCCAGUUCCAGGAGCUGGCGCGUCUCCACGGCAACCUGGAGCGCUGUUUCCUAGUGUACAGCCACCGGACGGGCCACUCCAAGGGCUACGGUUUCGCGGAGUACAUGAAGAAGGACUCCGCCUCCCGGGCGCGCUGCGAGCUGUCGGGCCUUCGGCGCGGAGGCCGCGCCCUCGCGGCGCAGUGGGUGGACGCCAGCCGGCUGACCGCCGACCUCCUCCACUCCAGGUGCCUCCGCGUGGACGGGCUGCCCGGUGACCUCGGCGCCAGCGAGGAGCUGUCCCGGGCUUUUGGCAGCCGGCACAAGCCGAUAUUCUGCCAGUUGGCGCAGGACGAGGACAGCCACGCCCGGGGCUUUGCAGUGCUGGAGUACGAGAUGGCCGAGCAGGCGGAGGCUGUACUGACGGACAUGGACAGACAGACGGUCAGGGGCCAGGAGGUCCACGUGUCCCUCUGCACCCCAGGAGCCUCUGGAAGGAGCACACUGGCGGCCCUGAUCGCUGCGCAGGGGAUGGCAUGGAGCAGUAGGAAAGGUCUGCUUCCAGAGCCCAGUCUGGCCCAGCUGCUGAGCAGCAUGAGUAACCCAGCCACCCUGCAGGUGCUGGGGAUGCCCUAUCAGAACAGUAAGUACAGAGGGAAAUUUGGCCAGCACCAGGGGGCACCAUUUCUGUGCCACCCCAUGUCCACAGCCUUCUUCCGUCUUGGCAAGUUACAGCAGAACGCCUUAUUAGGAAACGGCCUGGUUCUGCAGACUCUCCUGCGGAUGCAGCUGGCACAGCAACAGCUCCUUUGCAUCAAAGACAAACAGGUCUGUGCUACGCCCAGUCUGCUUGGUGACCCCUCCAGACUGCUGCUUCAGAAGGCUUUGGGCCUGCAGGCCCCAGCUCCCCCAGUCAUGGGCCAGGCCUUGCCUGGAGGCACCCCCAGUGAAAUGUCCCAUGAUGCAGUGCGGGUGUGUGGCCUAGGCCCAGUGGCGGCGGCGGUGGGGGCUGUGCCGUGCCCCUCAGUCAGCCAACCCCUGGUCCCACCGAGCAGUGAGCAGAGUGGGGCCUCCGUGACUGAAAUCCACCCCACGCCACCUGGGCCAUCGCCAGUCAACCACUUCCCCACACAGAGCCUCACGCAGGGCAUCAGCAGGCCCCUCACAUGUACCCCAAAUCUGCACCGUGGCCUGCACAGUGCCAGGGAGAACAGCACCUGCACGGCGAGUCCGACUGGUGGACAGACAUCCUUGCUGGGGGAGCCUCCCAAGGAUUUGAAGCUUCCCUCAAACCCGUAUCUGAACAUGGCCAGCGUGCUUCCUGGUGCAGUUCUACAAGGCGCUGGCAGCGGUAAAGCACAGAGCAUGCGGCCGCGGGCCGGCGUUCACGACGCUAGCCAGUACAGCGCCGACAUCACCGCGGAGUACCCCCAGCAGUACAGCCCGCAGUACUCACCGGAAGCCAUGCAGUCGUGGUACCAGCACUACCAAGCGCAGGGCUAUGCCAGGACUGCACUGGAGGGCGGGGCCAGCGAAUAUGGCAAAGAGCGUAAUCAGGCGACAGGCGGCAUGUCCUGUGUGGAUUACGGUACCUACGCGCAGACUGCCAGUCAGUACUACUCUCAGCCACAGCUCACACCUGCUGAAGCUCACGCCUACCACAGGGACGCAAGCAAGGAAGGCGACUUGUUAAAGAUGGCCCAAAGUGGAGUACCUCACUCUGUCGGUAAUGGCAGCCACCCUGGCGACUCGCUGCCCACGUACGGCUGUUUACCUGCCACGCCAGCGUAUGUCACGCCGCAUAACUCCGCCCCUGCUUCUGCAGUGCGCCCCGAGACUGGACAGACCCCUCCAGACUGGAGCCAGUUUUUCUGUAACCAGACACGCGGACAGAAACGCGAUUACUCUCAGCUGCCAGUACCAGACUUGGUGUCGGACCGAGCCUACGUGGGCCAGCACUCCCAGAACCAGCACCAAGACUACUCCAAAAAGAGGAGGCUGUAGAGAAAGCCAUGCCAGUCGCAAUGUUUAUUUCAGUACAGUACUUCCUGGUUACCCUCCUCCCAUAGGUGAUGAUGUUGCCUUAACUUCCCAAAUUUCCUCACACUUCAGCAUGAUUUUGCUGAUUGAUAACAUCAAUUUCUACAACAUGAAGUACCAUUUUGUAUCUAUCAGAACUUCAGCUCUUAGUUUCAAUUUGUUUAAAAUGAAAAAAAAUUAUUGUAAAAAUGAAAAAUGUUGUCUUUCUUUUCAUUGUAUUGAAGGAGAGAAUUUACAAUAUUUCCUACUUUUUCCUACACCUUUAUUUUUUACUUCUGCUUCCUGGUUUAAAACAUUAAUACCCCCAAUACUUCUUUUGGAACUUAAAUUUCACUCAUUCUGUCUACACAGGACAGUGGAGCCAAUACAGUGACAACGUAGGAAGGUGAAGCCAUUAAGUGACAUUUUUUGAGGUUGGAUGCACAAGGAACCUUGUAGGGGUUUCUCCCAAAACGAAGCCUCCAGCGACCCCAAAGACUCCCAUCUGCACUGUGGCCAAAUCUAAUAAAGUACGGCAGCAUAGUCUCCUGUGAGUCUCCUGUACCCCCUACUGUAAGGGCAACCGGGCCUUUUGGCUGCGAGUGCCACCUUGCCUACACCAGCUGGAUGUGAUCUCUGGAACGCUGACUUCAGCCAAGCCCUGGUAAAAAGCACAAUUAAGUAACGGGUGGAAGAUAAUGUUUAUAUGUAAAUGGUGAUUUUUGUUGAAUGUUUUUUGAUGGUUUGUGAUUUCUUCUAUAAUUUGGCUCACGAGUUAUAAAGCUGAUGCAGUAUUCCAUCAUCGCAAUGACUCACUGCUCGAUAUUAAUAUUCCCUACAACCAGGGAGCAUCAGUCACAAAGCAACGCCGGCAGUGCGUGAUGUCUCUGCUCUGACACGACACUCAGUCUCUUGGGCCUGCGGAGAAAUGGCUGGGUGACCUUCUGUCACUAGCGUGAGAGAUCAGAGACCUAUGACAUCACUUCUAUCAGGUAACCGAGAAAGAGCAAAAACAUUGGACACAUUGGACUCGGUGGUCAAAUGAAACCUUGGCCUCUUCAAAUGGCUCAUCUUUUGAGAGAUUAUCCUAUUUACGUAUAAAUAGCUUUAAAAUGGGAAUAUUCUAUUGGCUGUCUAUACUAUGACCAAGAGGCAAUACAGUCUUGGCCUUCUAUGCCCAAAAGGCCAUGCAGUAUAGAUCAGCUAUGACCACGAGUCUGCAGCAGUCGCCCACCUAUGCUUUUAUCCCAUGGGCUUUUGGGUAAGCUGAUGCUCCUUAGGUUACUGAUGCAUAUACACCCCCUAACUACUAACUAGACUUUACAAGCUGCAAGUUGUUGAUAAGAAAUCCUGCAUGGAUACAGGUGGUAUAGCAAUGACUCAUAGUGGAAUUGGCCUUUCCAAAAACAGGAAAAAAAAAGGGGGGGGGGCAGAGAGGCAUUUAAACAUCUGGAUUACCCAUGACUCUUCACAGAUGAGAGAGGAAUGCACUAUAGAGGGUAUGCAUUGACGUCACUUUCCCACCAGAAUACGCCCCCUCAAUCUCGACUGAGUGGGAAAACAUGCUGCGACAUGGCUGCCUUUAGUAGAGGAAACUGCAAGACCGGGAGUAAAACAAACGAUUAUCUGCUUAAAUUAAAGGCAGUUGGACUCGGCAGUGAUCCGUACAACUUACCAAAGUACCAGUGGUCCAUGGACAUUCAACAAGAAAUCGGAGCUAUCUUUUACAGACUGCCGAAAGCUAAAGAAAAGAGAAGCAAAUGGAUCGCUGCAAUUCACAGAAACUACUGGAAUCCAGGCACCGAAACAUGGAUUUGCAGUUAUUUUGUGUCAGGUAUGUUGGAUUGGAUUUUUGGGUAAAAUCAUACCAUAAUUGAUAUGCUUGGCUAGCUAACACUAUUUAACCAUUCCUUCUUUGUUUGUAGAACACAAGGAUCAUCAUCAUGGAUGUUUUUAAAUGCUGACAAAAACUUUACAGUUACACAGAAUAUAAAUGAACGAUGCUAAAUAUUUAAUAAAUAUUUAAUUGAUGAGUAGUCAAUACAGUACAUAAGGCAUGAUUUUACCCAAAAAUCCAACAUACCUGACACAAAAUGACAACAGAAAAUCCACGUUUCGGUGCCUGGAUUCCAGUUGUUUCUGCGAAUUGCAGCGAUCCAUUUGCUUCUCUUUUCUUUAGCUUCCCGCAGUCUGUAAAAAGAUCCAAUUUCUUGUUGAAUCUAUUUGUACAGUCAAUCGCACAACAGCUCUUUCCCAUUUUAGAUGUGUUUUUUGUGUUUUCACGGCAUUCAAGCUGAACGCUAACGCUGCCACUCAGCAGUCUUUCUGCCACUCAGUGAGUGUAACCGUACUGACUUCCACUUACUGUGACGUCAUGUGCAUACCCUCUAUAUCUGUUUUAAUUGCUCAUGGAGACAACUUCACAGGCUUUGCUGAAUCUCCUUCACAUGGCAAGCGUCCAUGUCUCGUUUACUGAUUCCAUUAGCAAGCUUUUCAAAAUGGUCAUCUUUGAUUCUUGGGCCUAAUUUUUUUGUAAUCCGGUGCAUUUAUAGCUUUAGAUAUUUCAGAAGAAAUUGACUGAUUACACAUUUUUUGAUUUUAAAAAAAAGUUUAUUUGAAUUUAUAUAUUUAUGAACAUUUACUUUCCUAGACAUUCCUGUUUUCCUUCUCCCAAGUUACAAUGACAGUGCUUCAUGUACCAAUGAAAAUGUGUGUCUGUAAUGCAUUCGGGAAUAAACUCACAAGCACAUUUACCCCA
Molecule: messenger RNA, 5431 nt
Organism: Anguilla rostrata (American eel)
Lineage: Eukaryota; Metazoa; Chordata; Actinopteri; Anguilliformes; Anguillidae
Product: ribonucleoprotein PTB-binding 2-like
Exons: 15
Coding region: 211-2658 (815 amino acids)
Cellular component (GO): nucleus
Molecular function (GO): mRNA binding
Source: RefSeq, a predicted model, not a curated record